AUGGUAAAGAAAACGCUGAGAAGGCUGGGAGGGCUGCUCAAGGCCAAAGGCGAUGACGCAGCUCCCCGCGGUCUUUCUCACGUCCGACAUCCGAGGGGGUCUUACAUCUGCCCGGCUGGUUGUCGAGGAAAACUCUGUAGAAGAGAAAACAUUAUCCCAGUAAAAUCAAUCCACGUAUACGAGAAAAUAUUCGAAAUGAGUGGUAGGAACCAGUUGAGGUACAUGUACCGCCAGAGCGACCAUAGAGAUUUCAUAGUUAUAAGAGGUUCGGGCGAUACGAGGGACGAGCAUUCGGCCAGCCUCGGGUUCUUAGACGUUUCAGGGCUAACAGUUCCGAAACUGGAACAAGUCGUUGAAGGCGAGGACAAGGACAGCAAAUGGUAA
Messenger RNA from Nezara viridula (southern green stink bug), 384 nucleotides. The record is from the annotation of a GenBank genome assembly. NCBI's taxonomy places the organism in Eukaryota, Metazoa, Arthropoda, Insecta, Hemiptera, Pentatomidae.